CGCCCUCGGCGCCGUCUGUGUGGGUGGGGCGUCGCUGUCCGAGUGCCGGUGGUGUAGCGUGGGGAGUCAUGGCUGGUCGCCGAGCUCUGCACUUCGUUUUCAAAGUGGGAAACCGCUUCCAGACGACGCAUUUCUUUCGAGAUGUCCUGGGGAUGAAGGUUCUGCGGCAUGAGGAAUUUGAAGAAGGCUGCAAAGCUGCCUGUAAUGGGCCUUAUGAUGGGAAAUGGAGUAAAACAAUGGUGGGAUUUGGGCCUGAGGAUGAUCAUUUUGUUGCAGAGCUGACUUACAAUUAUGGCAUUGGAGACUACAAGCUGGGCAAUGACUUCAUGGGAAUCACACUUGCUUCUAGCCAGGCUGUCAGCAAUGCCAGGAAGCUGGAGUGGCCACUCAGUGAAGUUGCAGAAGGAGUUUUUGAAAUUGAGGCCCCAGGAGGAUAUAAAUUCUAUUUGCAGAAUCGCAGUCUACUUCAGUCAGUUUUUGGCAGACACAACAUCUUUGUAUGUGGUGCUGAGGAUCGAACCCGGGCCGCACGCAUGACAGAUCCUGUAUUGAAAGUAACUCUUGCAGUGUCUGAUCUUCAGAAGUCCUUGCACUACUGGUCUAAUCUACUGGGAAUGAAAAUUUAUGAACAAGAUGAAGAGAAACAAAGGGCUUUGCUGGGCUAUGCUGAUAACCAGUGUAAGUUGGAGCUGCAGGGCAUCAAGGGUGCAGUUGACCAUGCAGCAGCUUUUGGAAGAAUUGCCUUUUCUUGUCCCCAUAAAGAGUUGCCAGACUUAGAAGACUUAAUGAAAAAGGAGAACCAGACGAUACUGACUCCCUUGGUGAGUCUGGAUACCCCAGGGAAGGCCACAGUACAAGUAGUGAUUCUGGCUGACCCUGAUGGACAUGAAAUUUGCUUUGUUGGGGAUGAAGCAUUUCGAGAACUUUCUAAAAUGGAUCCAGAGGGAAGCAAAUUAUUGGAUGAUGCAAUGGCGGCAGAUAAAAGUGAUGAGUGGUUUGCUGAAAGAAACAAACCAAAGGCUUCAGGUUAAUGGAAGACAUCAUGUGAAACAAGCAUUUAUGAUUCUUGCGUGGCACCUGUGAAGCCUAAUAUGUCCCUUUUUGAUAAAUGUUCUUACUACUUGGUUGUGUCCUGCUCAGGCAAGGAGACCUGGGUAGUGAAGAUUUGUAUAUUUCAAUCUUUGAAAGCUCUGAUAUGUUUAGAAAUGAAAUCCAAUUAUCAUUAAUCCAGGUAGAGGGGAACUCACUGUAAUCUGCACUUGGACUGUAAUGGUACAUUGGGUAAUAGAUCAGUAACAAAUUAUUUUCUAGACUGGGACAACUCUAUGGGGCAUUAGUCUUGGUUGGGAAUGGAGGGAAUUUUGAUGAAUCAUGUAGAUUUUAAAGGAGUUACUGUUCAAAUAAAUUCAAACCAAUUGCUUAUAGUAGUCAGAAUUCCAGCAUCUGAUGAUAAUAUGCUGUUCUAAUCUUCUACUCUAGCAGAUCUUAACAUAUACAUUUUUUUAAAGAAAUUCUGUUCCUUGGACAAAGAUUUGGUUAAACCCCAUUUUACUUGCUUUACAUUUUGAGAAGCUAGAGAAAACAGAUGGGAAGGAUUUAAUGUGUUGUGUUUCUACACACCCAGCUCUGUGCUAGUUUCUUUUUUUUUUUCAUUCCUUUGCUUUGUUUGCAGUACUGGGAUGGAACCCAGGGGUGCUGUAUCACUAAGAUAUAUCCCCAACCCUUUUAAGAAAGUUUUUAUUUUGAGACAGGGUUCACUCAGUUUCCCAGGCUGGCCUUAAACUUCCUAUUCUCCUGCCUCAGCCUCCCAAGUAGUUGGGAUUAUAGAAGUGUGCCCCUGUGCCCCUCUGGGCUAGUUUCUUUAUGUACAAAUGGAUUAAAUGGUUUCUGCAGCCUGAAAAAAAA
This is a messenger RNA of Marmota monax (woodchuck), 1905 nucleotides long. RefSeq names its product glyoxalase domain containing 4 (gene Glod4). Bases 69 to 1031 code for a protein of 320 amino acids. NCBI's taxonomy places the organism in Eukaryota, Metazoa, Chordata, Mammalia, Rodentia, Sciuridae. The record is from RefSeq and is a predicted model, not a curated record. The transcript has 10 exons.